CGGUCGCAUCCCAAUGAAAAAGACGAGCGGAAUGGUGCCACCUAUCGUUAGUAAACUCCUCCCACCUCUCACAGAUCUCCUCCUCCUCGCCUGAACCCGCCACUUCGGCCCCGAACCCUAACCCUGCGCGCUCCCGUAGGAUCCAACCGGCCAUCAAGCGGUGGCGCCAUCGUAGAUGCGUAGCUCUAUAGCGACCUAUCGGGAGAGCCUCUCCCGGCUCGCUGGCGAGGUCGACGACGCCACGGCAGACGAGAUCCCCGCGCCGUGGCCAUCUCGGCGCGGAGACCACGCCCCUACGCCUCCGUCGUCCGGGCGGCGGAGGCGGUACACCCGCCCGGACCCCGCCGAGCCGGACGAGAUUUCUAAACUCAAGGAAGAUAUUGAAAAAAUUCAAGCUUCUGAGGCUGAAAUAAAGGCAUUGUCCUUCAAUUAUGCUGCCAUGUUGAAGGAAAAGGAGGAGCAACUGGUAAAACUUCGUGAAGAAAAUGGCUCAUUGAGAAGAAGUAUGGAGAGCUCUAACUAUAAGGCAGUCUCAGGCAAUUCUAAUGGUACUUUGCAAAGAUCACCUAGCAGAAUGCAAAGGAACACAGAUCAAGAAAAAACAUCGAGUGUCUUAAAACAGAAUGGGUAUGGUGGUGGUGCUUCACAGGUUAUACAGAAAAAUGGUCCGCACCCAUUGCCAGUGCAUUAUAAGGGAGAUGCACUGGUGGAAGAAAGAGCAUAUUUUGCUUCUAAACAGGCUAGUCUUGAAAAUGAAAUUAAACAAUUGAAACAGCAACUAAGGUGCUAUUCAAACAAAGAAGAUGAUACAACACGGAGGUUAGAAGAUGAAAACAAGAGGAACGAAUUUCUUCAGCAGCAGCUAAAUGAACUGAAGGUCGAUAAGGAGAUGGUAGCAACUACCAUGGAAGAGUUACAUAAGGAAUUAAGUGAGAAGAAAGCAGAGUUGAGAUGCCUGCAAGAUGAGUUGAGUACAAGGGACAAUGAGCGUGCAUCAGAUGGAUCUCUUCAGAGCCUUCGAAGUAUGGUGAUGGCUCUACAGAAGGAGAAUUCAGAUUUGAAGAUAGCGAAGGGCAGCCUUUACGAAGAGCUUGUUAAUAUGGAAAGCACAACACAAAAAGUUGACAAUAGUACUUCUGAUGUUGACAAUUUUUCUGAUGUGGAGAAGGUCAAGGACGAGAUGGCUUCAUUGAAGAAAGCUUUACAGGGUGCUUUUCACGAGCGAGACAGAGCAUUACAAAAUUUGUCUCGGCUGAAGCAGCAUUUGUUAGAUAAGGACCUUGAAGACCAAGAAAAGAUGGAUGAAGAUAGCAAAGUCAUUGAAGAGUUGCGGGCAAUCUGUGAGCAGCAAAGAGCUCAUAUAGUGCAGUUAGAGAGGGCAUUAAAGGUUGAGAUGACAAAGCAGGAGGAGAGUAAGAAGACCAUAAAUGAUGAACGCUCGAGGUCAAAUGAACAGAUAGAAGAUCUGCAAUACAAGCUUGCAAACUGUAUGAAUGCACUUGAAUCAAAAGAUCAGGAACUGCUUAAUCUGCAGAGUGCCCUUGGACAGUACUAUGCCGAGAGUGAAGCAAAGGAGCGACUUGGGGAUGAUUUAGCUAUGGCUAGAGAAGCAUUGGCUAAAUUAUCUGAGUCACUGAAGGUGGCAAAUCAAGGAAUUGAAAUUUCAAGAAGGGAAAAGGACGAGGUAGUUGCCAAACUUUCUCAAGCCGAGAAGAUGUUAGCGGAUGGGAAGCGCUCCCUGCAGAAGCUUGAGGAUGACAAUUCAAGAUUAAGGCAUGCGCUAGAACAAAGCAUGACAACAGUCAAUAGGAUGUCACUUGAUUCAGAUAACUCUGUUGACAGACGAAUUGUGAUCAAACUACUAGUUACAUACUUCCAACGGAAUCACAGCAAAGAGGUAUUGGAUCUUAUGGUUCGCAUGCUUGGCUUCUCCGAGGAGGACAAGCAAAGAAUUGGUUCUGCACAGAGCAAUGUUGGUAAGGUUGUUGUCCGCGGUGUUUUGGGUCUUCCUGGGCGUCUAGUUGGAGGACUUGUUGGUGGAAAUUCAGCAGGAAAAUCUACACAUGCACCCCAGGAUAACCAGUCCUUUGCAGAUCUCUGGGUGGACUUUCUACUCAAGGAGACAGAAGAACGGGAGAAACAAAAAGCUUCGGAAGCCGCUGCAAGGCUUUCACACGAAGAGAACCAAACUACCAGUAGGAGUGCAUCAAAUUUACAAGCGUCACAGCACAUUGCAAAUCCUGGCCUUUCCACAAAGCCACAUCAGUUUGAUCGCCCAGAUUCCGAUGAAUUCCGUAUGGUUCCACUUGCGCCCAUGUAUACAUCCAUGCAGACGCCAUUAAAAUGAUCUGAACCAAGUAUAUAGUGCUGGAUGACUUAUUUUCCUUUUGAGGCUUACCUGACCUUGAGCUAUUCAUUUCAUUUGUUGACAAUGUGGUAAUUUUAGUCCAUUCAAAGUUUUUAUUCUCUCUCCCCUCCUGGUGGCAUCUAAGGAAAUAUGUAAAUGGACCCUGUCAGUCAACAGAAGGAACAAUUCACUAUACAAUGUAUGUAGCUUGCUGUCUCUA
Messenger RNA from Aegilops tauschii subsp. strangulata, 2567 nucleotides. Its product is annotated as golgin candidate 3. Gene Ontology annotation, biological process: Golgi organization; endoplasmic reticulum to Golgi vesicle-mediated transport. The record is from RefSeq and is a predicted model, not a curated record. Gene Ontology annotation, cellular component: Golgi apparatus. NCBI's taxonomy places the organism in Eukaryota, Viridiplantae, Streptophyta, Magnoliopsida, Poales, Poaceae. Gene Ontology annotation, molecular function: small GTPase binding.